AGUCUGGGGACUGUCAGGCCCUGGGGCCUUGCCUCGGGUCGGGGAAGGGGAGGCAUAUGGUCCUGGUUGUAUUCUCUGAGGUCUCUGGAACACCAGCCAGGGUCCUCCUAAAGGCGAGUUCACAUCUCUGACAGGUGUCACCGUGUCCCAGCCUUGGGAGCCAGCCAGCCAGUUUGGAAGAAGCACCAUCUCAUUUGUCUCUCAAGAGGGUUCUUUUCCAGUCCCGGUCUGCUCCUGCUGCUCAUCAGCUGCCUGCGCGCUGAGAGUGAAGUCAAGGAGAUCCACGCGAUGGUGGGCAGCGAUGUGAAGCUCCGCUGUGUCUACCCCAACACAAGCCAUUUCAACGUGAAUGAUCUGUAUGUCUAUUGGCAAAUCGAGAGCACCACAACCGCAGUGACUUACCACCUACCUAAUGGGUCUACAAAGGUGUAUGUGGGCAACCAGUACAAGAACCGGGCCAAUCUGUCACUGGAUCGCAUGAAGGAGGGUGACUUCUCUCUGUCCCUGCAGAAUGUCACCCCCAAUGACUCCCAGGAGUUCACGUGCCUUGUAUUUAAGUCUGAAGAUUUAAGUAAUGUCUUAAAAGAGACAGUGAGGCUGCAUGUGGCAGCAAACUUUAGCACGCCUGUGAUCAGCACUUCUGGUAACCCCACCUCAGGGCAGGAACUCACCUUCACCUGCAUGUCCACGAAUGGCUACCCCAAGCCCAACCUGUACUGGAUCAACAGGACGGACAACAGCCUCAUAGCUGAGACUCUGCAGAAUAACACUGUCUACUUGAACGAACUGGGCCUGUAUGAUGUGGUCAGCACCUUGCGGAUCCCGUGGACGGCCCAUGUGAACGUUAGCUGUUCUAUAGAGAAUGUGGUUCUCCACCAGAAUCUCACCAGCAUCAGCCAGGCAGAAAAUUACUCUGGAAACAAUUACAAGAUCACAGAGGAUCCACAGGAGAACCACAGCCAGAAGAAAACUGUGGCCAUUUUCAUCAUCCUUGCUGUACUACUGGUGGCAGGGGUCGUUUUCGCCUGGGUUUGCAGAAGCAGGUGUCCCUGCAGACAAUAUAAAGGUCCCUGGACUGUAGAGCAGGAACCCACAGACCAUGCCUGACAGGACUCCGCCCAGGAUGUAGACGGGGCUUCUGUGAGAUGCCACCAGGUAGAUGUUGGAUGUGUCCUCAGAACUGACUCCCACAGGCCUGGUGGCAGAAGGGGACAAUGAGCUGUCUGCUUAUUUGCUGUGAUGGAGGGCAGGAGUCCCUGGCCUUGAGAGGCACAGAGGACUGAUCUCAGAAACCCCGAGGGAAACCUUUCCAGUGGGCAGCAGCCACAUCAGAAUACGGAGCCCCCAGUGCGUGGCUCCCAACCAGCAGACAUCAGCACAGAGAGAAGGCAUUUGUGGGGAGGUCCUUCCCCAGCCGGAGCCCCAGAGCACGUGACUCAGCCCCUGAUUCUUCCAAAAAGGGCAUCUGAGCCAUUCUGAAAGCACCUACAAAAUCCACUGGUGACCAUUUCCCUUCAGGACUUUCAGGAGGGGAGAAAGCCCGACCUUAUUUAUUUUGGUCUCAAUCUACUUGGGCCUCCUGGAGGAUGUGUGGGGUUUUUGUCUACAGAGAACCUGCUGUUGGUGAUAAUGGCUGAUUUAGAGGUUUGGGGUCCUUGGCCUUGCAGCAUCAAAGGGACAUGGCUCAAAGCAAAACAUGUGCCACCCAUGGGUGCUGCUCACUCAUCAUCGAAGGCCCUUGAGCCUGACUAGCCUGUGGAUACAGAAGCUUCCUGAAAACUUCUAGCUUUUCCAGACUGAACACAAAGCUGGGGGAGAUCAGCUCCACUCACCCAGCCUCAGCAGCCCAUGAAGACCUAUGAAGACUCCCGCCACUCUUGGAGCCACCAGACCCAGCAGCUGGCCACAGCCUCCAGGGUCUCUAUGUUGCUGGCCAGAACAGAGCUAGCCAUUUUGGUUCUAGAUGGUUCCGAAGAGUUGGCUGCUGGGUAAGCUAGGUGUGCACAGGCCCCAGGGAGAUGCAGUAGAGGCAUGACCCCCAGUGGGACACAGCAUCUGACCCUACUUGUGGGCAAACACUCUCCCUCCUUCCUACCCAGAGACCGGAAAGUCCUGGGCGGUAAGGGCCUGCUUGCUAUAUGGCCACUGCUCAGUGCUGACGGAUGUGAGAUCUGAGGCCUGGAUGGAGCAGGACUGAGUGAGAACCUCGAGGAUCGCUAUUAUGAGGGCCUGGCUAUGUCUCUGUGCAGACUCCUCACAUGGACUUAUUUAUUAAAUGAGUGUAGAGGCCCAUUUCUUCCUGCAGAGCAUUACAUAUCUGUAAAAAAAAGCAAUUGUCAGUGUGGGUCUUGAGUUGGCAGCUACAGUAAGGAAGCACAAGGAGCCUGGGGUGCAAGAAGCUGGGGUACAGUGCUUCCAGGAGAGUUGUUUGGGAAUUAGUGUCUAUCCAAGUUCAAGGACACAGCCAUGCCCCAAGAGUCUGGGGGUGGGGGUCUGUGGUAGCCCAGCAGGGAGACCAGUCUACUUUCACUUUUCUGUCAGAAGGUAGUUUUGGUUAGAAAGUGAUCAACCCUGCAGCUCAGCUGCCUCGGGGCACCAAAGACACUGUUUCCAACACUUAUGUGGGCACUGGGAACCCUCACCAUCUAGGCUUCUAUGGGCUCUGCCUAGACCUUGGGCUGCUGCUUCUACAGUUGUCAUCGCCUGCUGAUCCCAGCAGCCCUCCACCUUCCUAUGGACCCCUAGGCGUACCCCCCAGCACAUCAGCAUUCAUGAGACCUGCCUGUACCUUCUGCCUCCUUCAGCCCAGAACCUUGCCUGCGUUCUUUAUCUGGGCUGUAGACGGGGCUGGCUUUCAAUGGUCUUCUAGUGAUUUCCAGAACUCUGACAAGGGAAUAAAUACAAGAUGUGCUUUCUGCCUUGUGUCUGGUGGCUUGUGUCAUGUGGAGAGUCUGGCUCCA
Messenger RNA from Cricetulus griseus (Chinese hamster), 2960 nucleotides. The record is from RefSeq and is a predicted model, not a curated record. NCBI's taxonomy places the organism in Eukaryota, Metazoa, Chordata, Mammalia, Rodentia, Cricetidae.